CAAAUACCAGGUCAGGUUUCAGUGAUGGCAACAGAGAUUGCACCUCCAGUAGUUGUUUCAGAAGUGGCUGCAACAGUAGAAACACCUGUUGUGAUCUCAUUAGUAGAAACAACUGUUGUAAAGCCAGCACCAAUAGCAGUGGUUGAGACGCCAGUUUUGACCCCAGCGGUACAGACACCAGGACAGGUUUCAGUUAUGGUAACAGAAUCUGCCCCUCCAGUAGCUGUUUCUGCAGUAGCUGCAACAGUAGAAUCAACACCUGCUGUGAACCCAGUAGUAGAAACUCCUGUUGUAAAGCCAGCAAUAGAUGCAGUGUUUGAGACACCAGUUUUGACCCCAGCGGUACAGACACCAGGUCAGGUUUCAGUUAUGGUAACAGAAACUGCCCCUCCAGUAGUUGUUUCUGCAGUGGCUGCAACAGUAGAAUCAACACCUGUUGUGAUCCCAAUAGUAAAAAAUCCUGUUGUAAAGCCAGCACCAGUUGCAGUGGUUGACACACCAGUUUUGACCACAGCGGUACAGACACAAGGUCAGGUUUCAGUGAUGGUAACAGAAAUUGCACCUCCAGUUGUUUUUUCAGCAGUGGCUGCACCAAUAGAAACACCUGUUUUAAUUCCAGUAGUAGAAAGUCCAGUAUUAAAGCCAGCACCAGUUGCACUGGUUGAGACACCAGUGAUGACCCCAGUGGUACAGACACCAAGUCAGGUUUUAAUGGCAGUAACAGAGGCUACACCUCCAGUAGUUGUUUCAGCAGUGACUGCAGCAGCAGAAACACCUGUUGUAAUCCCUGUUGUGGAAACUCCAAGUCAAGUUGUUGUGGAAGAGACACAGGUUGUUACCCCAGUGAUAAUGACACCUACUGUGAUUCCAAUAACGGAAAGGUCAGUUGUGAGCCAAGUAAUAGAAUCUACCGCAGAAUCAUCAGCUGCAAUUUCAAUGGAAGAGAGACCUGUUAUGAUCCAAGUGGUACAGACACCAGCUCUGGUUUCAGUGAUUGCAAAAGAGGCUGCACCUCCAGUAAUUCUACCAGCAGUGACUACAGGAGCAGAAACAUCAGUUGUGAGCCCAACAGUAAAGGUAAACCCACCAGUGGAAGUGGCAGAGACACCAGUUCCAGUACCAGAAGCACCUUCUGUGAUCCCAGCAGUACAUACACCAGUUGCAGAGCAGGUACCACAGAAACCAACAACAGCCCUGCCCUUGGUAAAGACAACAUCAGUUGUGACUGGGAUGGAGGCACCCGCUGUGGCUACAGUAGCCCCUGUGAUGAUGACACCAGCAAUUACCCCAGUUGUAGCUCCACCUGUUUUGACACCAGAAGUAAAUAAAGCACUGUUGCAGGUAGUUGAAGAGGAGAAAAAGGAAGCAAAGUCAGAGGCUUCAGUUGCGUCUAAAAAUGUUGAACCACCAUUUGUGGUUGCGGAAGAAGUAAAGACAUCAGUUUUAACUGAAGAGUGUGCGUCAGAUGAAGAAAAUAGGAAAGCUUCCUUGCAACAUAUGCCUGUGGUUACUUCAACAGAACUCCAGUCAGAGGUAGAGGAGGAUGUGUGGGAGGAUGCUGUAGAUAAUAUUGGAGAUUCCCCAUGUCAGGUGACAUACACAGAGGGUGCACCCCAAGAUACUGCUGCUAAACAAGCAUCUGAUGCUGCAAUUAAUAGUGCAAGCUAAACCAGUUGAAAGAUUUGAAUGAGUUGGUGCAAGUUUAACAAGCAAAAUUCAGAACAUUUUAUAUCUGGAAGAGGCUGUGGGCUCACAACAAAGAAAUGACCAAACCACUGAGAAGUAAAAUUGGAUCAUUAAAGUUCCAUUAAGCAAAAUUGAACCCAAAAACUGUAGUUAUUCAGUGGACAGGCUGUUCUUUGACCAAUCACAACAUUUUUACAUUUUAUUUUGAUGCAGAAAAUAUUUCAACAUAUAUAACCCUUCAAAAUCAGCUAUUUUGUCAUAUUUUUACUAAGGAUAUUUGUCAAUGUAUUAAUUUUUUAUCCUGAUUCAGAAAUUAGCGUAAUCUAAUGCCAAAUUAUAUCAUGUUGUA
This is a messenger RNA of Carassius carassius (crucian carp), 2035 nucleotides long. RefSeq names its product calphotin-like. The record is from RefSeq and is a predicted model, not a curated record. Bases 25 to 1668 code for a protein of 547 amino acids. The transcript is spliced from 2 exons. NCBI's taxonomy places the organism in Eukaryota, Metazoa, Chordata, Actinopteri, Cypriniformes, Cyprinidae.